Solanum dulcamara is the source of this 2264-nucleotide messenger RNA. Its product is annotated as ubiquitin carboxyl-terminal hydrolase 24-like. The record is from RefSeq and is a predicted model, not a curated record. Gene Ontology annotation, cellular component: cytosol; nucleus. The transcript is spliced from 7 exons. Lineage: Eukaryota; Viridiplantae; Streptophyta; Magnoliopsida; Solanales; Solanaceae. Bases 299 to 1897 code for a protein of 532 amino acids. Gene Ontology annotation, biological process: protein deubiquitination. Gene Ontology annotation, molecular function: cysteine-type deubiquitinase activity; cysteine-type endopeptidase activity.
CUUACCACCCCACCCCACCCCACCCUCCCUUCACUCUACCCCCUCCACUCUCUUCCUGGGAGGGCCAAACCCUAAAAGCUCCCGCCACCCCCAUUAGCCCCCCACCCCCACCCCUACUCUCUCUGUGAGCUUCAUUACUGUUUUCUCUGUAGUUUCAUGUCUGAAAUUGUUGUUUUGCUGUGUUCAACUCAUUUUGCAUGUCUCUGCUUCACCAGAUUCAAUCCUCAAUACGGAUUACUUUCGUCUUUGAUUGCAUCAACUAUGGGUUUACUUUGAAGGUUUUCUCCAGUCUUCCAAGAUGAAUGAUCAAAAGGUGUUGAUCUUUGGGUCAUUUACAGAAGAUGAGAUUAAAACUUUGCAAAGCCAGCCAACAACUGAUGUAGGGAUUACAUUUGGUUCUUUGGAUUCUGCAACUUUAAAAUCUGUGGGCAUUUUUGACACAAAAUUGACUGAGUUUGAUCAUUCUAAGAAACCUCAGCCAUCAGAGCUUGCUCAUAGAGAGAAUGUCACUGAGGGUCAUAGCAAUACAGGGAAAACCAUAAAGUCGGUUGGCCAAAUAAAAGAAUAUGGUAGUUCUAGUUUUACAAAUCCUGCUUACAAUAGGGGUGUGUUACAUCCAACAGUGAAUACUGGAAGUGGUUAUGAUUCGUCUGAAAAGUCAAGCUUGUUGCAGUGUGCAGCUGAUAAUGUGUCUGAAUUAUCUAGCAGUGUGCAAGAUGUUCAUUUGACUAAUCAACUUAAAAACUAUAACUUGGUGAAUGGUAGACACAAAUCUUUGAAGGCAUUAAAUGGGUCUGCUGUGGAUUUCAGAAGUUUGUUACCUCGAGGGUUGGUCAACUUGGGGAACUUAUGCUUUCUUAAUGCAACUCUUCAGGCUCUUCUCUCUUGCUCUCCUUUUGUUCAGCUCCUGCAAGAACUAAAAACACGUGAUAUAACAGAGGCUGGGUAUCCAACUUUACAUGCCUUUGUUCAGUUCAUCUCUGACUUCAGCAUAUACAUUGAUUCAAGCAUGAAGAAAAAGGAAACAAUUAUUCCAGAAAUCGGGCUGCCUUUUCGACCUUUAAUGUUUGAAUCUGUCCUAAAGAACUUUACUCCGGAUGUCGCAAAUAGCUUGACAGGCAGACCUAGGCAGGAAGAUGUUCAGGAGUUCCUCAGUUUUCUGAUGCAUCAGAUGCAUGAUGAAUUGCUAAAAUUAGAGGGUCAAGUACCAAAUGGUAUUGGGAGAAACUCCUCUCUGGUUUCAUCAACAGAUGAUGAGGAAGAGGAUGAUGAUUGGGAGACUGUUGGCCCAAGGAAUAGGACUGCAGUUACUAGAACACAGAGCUUUGUUCCAUCAAAAUUAAGUGAAAUUUUUGGAGGUCAACUGAAGAGUGUAGUGAAGGCUAAAGGUAACAAAGCCUCAGCAACAGUACAACCAUUUCUUCUGCUCCACCUUAACAUUUAUCCAGAGCCUAUUUGCUCAAUAGAAGAUGCACUUCGGAUGUUUUCUGCACCAGAGGCACUUGAAGGAUAUCGAACGUCCGCAGCUGGAAAGGCUGAGGUAGUCAGUGCCAGCAAGUCUGUUAAGAUUCUGGAGCUUUCUGAUAUAAUGGUGUUGCAUUUAAUGCGCUUUAGCUACGGAAGUGAAGGGAGUACCAAGUUGCACAAACCCGUGCACUUUCCUCUGGAGCUUGUGUUUGGACGUGAUUUGCUCGACUCUCCUACUGAGGGUAGGAGGUAUGAACUUGUUGCAACGAUCACUCAUCAUGGAAGGGACCCUUCAAAGGGUCAUUAUACUGCCGAUGCCCGCCAUCCAAGUGGCAAGUGGCUACGUUAUGAUGACGUGUCUGUCACAGCCAUCCCCACAAGCAAGGUGCUGCAUGAUCAAGCGUACGUUCUCUUCUACAAACAGUUGUAACUUGUAUGGUAAUUUCAAGUUGCACUAAUUGGCCAACAACGAAAAGAGAUUAGGGAAAUAUGUUCUUGUACAUGUAUAAGAAAGUUGAUAGAUAACAGAUGCAAAUAUAGGAGCAAAAGAUGUAGAGGAGAACCUUGUUAAAAUCAGUCACAACUCAGAAGAGUAAUUUUGUGUUUGAGUAGAUGUUUGAAAAGAGGUAGAGGUAGUAGAGUUCGAAAUUCCCCCACCCCUGAGCACCCCAUUUUUUCACCCAGUUUUUACAGGACUGAAGAUUGUAUUCUAUGUUUUAAGAUGAAUUAAGCUGGAAAAACCCCGAAAAAUUUAUUGAUUUUAUUUUAAUCAUUGGAAACAAUGAGAUUGAAAAGAA